Molecule: messenger RNA, 2918 nt
Organism: Guillardia theta CCMP2712
Lineage: Eukaryota; Cryptophyceae; Pyrenomonadales; Geminigeraceae
Exons: 14
Coding region: 1-2859 (952 amino acids)
Biological process (GO): glycine decarboxylation via glycine cleavage system
Cellular component (GO): glycine cleavage complex; mitochondrion
Molecular function (GO): glycine binding; pyridoxal phosphate binding; glycine dehydrogenase (decarboxylating) activity
Source: RefSeq, a predicted model, not a curated record
AUGAGAUGCACAUCACAUCCUGACCAGUUCGAGAGGAGACACAACGGGCCCCGCGACCACGAGGAGAAGGACAUGCUCACCACCGUCGGAGCAUCCUCGAUGCAGCAGCUCAUUGAGGAGACGAUCCCCAGCAGCAUCCGCAACCGCCCGCCCCUCAAGGUCGGAGAGGCCAUGACGGAGACCGACGCUACCCUGAAGUUGUUCAACAUGGUGUCCAAGAACAAGCUCAAGAAGUCGUACAUCGGUAUGGGCUACUACAACACCAUCACCCCCCCUCCCAUCCUCAGGAAUAUCAUCCAGAACCCUGGGUGGUACACUCCUUACACCCCGUACCAAGCCGAGAUUUCCCAGGGUCGUAUGGAGUCGUUGGUCAACUACCAGACCAUGAUCGCUGACAUCACGGCCAUGGAUAUUGGACAGGCCUCCCUCCUUGAUGAGGCCACUGCUGCUGCUGAGGCCAUGGCUAUGUGCCAGACUAUCUGCAAGUCCAAGAGGAAGAAGAUGUUCAUCUCGGAUCUCUGCAACCCGCAGACCAUCGCCGUCUGCCAGACUCGUGCUGAGCCGAUGGACAUCGAAGUCAUCGUCGGCAAGGUUGAGGAUGCCAAGAUGGACUCGUCCUUGAUGGGCGUCCUCCUCCCCUACCCUGCUACCGACGGAACGAUCCAUGACUACAGCAGCGUCAUCAAGCAAGCGAAUGACAACAAAGUCACCGUCGUGAUGGUCUCUGAUCUCCUGGCGUUGACCAUGUUGAAGCCCCCCGGUGAGAUCGGAGCUGACAUCGUAGUCGGCAACACUCAGCGUUUUGGUGUCCCCCUUGGGUAUGGAGGACCUCAUGCCGCCUUCCUUACCUGCAAGGAUGCGCACAAGCGUGCAGUGCCUGGCCGCAUCAUCGGGUUGUCUCGCGAUGCUGCCGGAAACCCUGCCUACCGUCUCGCCCUCCAGGCGCGCGAGCAGCACAUUCGCCGAGAGAAGGCCAACUCCAACAUUUGCACCGCGCAGGCACUUCUGGCGAACACUGCUUCUUUCUACGCCGUCUACCAUGGACCCGAGGGCCUCAAGAAGAUUGCUGCUCGCGUGAAUGGUCUCGCGAAGACUCUUGCCUUGGGCCUGAAGCAAUCUGGCGUCAAGGUGUGCGAUCUUCCCUUCUUCGACACCGUCAAGAUUGAAGGAGUUGAUGCCCAGGCUGUCUGCAAGAAGGCCGUCGAUGCUGGCAUGAACUUCCGCCAGCUUGACAAGCAGUCUGUCACCAUCUCCCUUGACGAGACCACCAACCCAAGCGAUGUUGAUGCGAUCCUCGCUGUAUUCGGAGCCAACAAGUCAAGCGCCGAGAAGCUCUCAGAGCAGGUCACUCCCGGAUUCGAUGGAGCUUUGACUCGCCAGUCGAAGUUCAUGACUGCUGAAGUGUUCAACAAGUACCAGACCGAGACGGAGCUCAUGCGCUACAUGUUCCACCUGCAGUCCAAGGAUCUUGGCCUCAACACCUCUAUGAUCCCUCUUGGCUCCUGCACCAUGAAGCUCAACUCCGCCUCUGAGAUGGUCCCCGUGACCUGGCCCGAGAUCAACUCUAUCCAUCCCUUCGUGCCCGUCGAUCAGGUCCAGGGAUACCACGAGUUUUUGGACGAGCUCAACAAGUGGCUCAUGGACAUUACCGGCUUCGAUGCCAUCUCCCAGCAGCCCAACGCUGGAGCUGCUGGCGAGUACGCAGGGCUGAUGGCGAUCCGUCAGUACCACAAGCACCAUGGCAACACCAACCGCAACAUCUGCCUCAUCCCCCGUGCUGCUCACGGAACCAACCCCGCCACCGCUGCCAUGUGCGGCAUGGACGUCGUUCCCAUCGAGUGCGACGACAUGGGCAACACGGACAUGAACGACCUCAAGGAGAAGAUUGAGCUGCACAAGGCCAACCUCGGAGCCCUCAUGAUCACCUACCCCUCCACCCACGGAGUGUUUGAGGACACCGUUGUAGAGAUCUGCAAGAUGGUCCACGACGCCGGCGGCCUGGUCUACAUGGACGGCGCCAACAUGAAUGCGCAAGUUGGCUUCUGCUCUCCUGGUCACAUCGGAGCUGACGUCUGCCACUUGAACCUGCACAAGACCUUCUGCAUUCCUCACGGGGGUGGAGGACCAGGCAUGGGCCCCAUCGGAGUGAACAAGAAGCUCGCUCCCUUCCUUCCCAACCACCCGAUGGGCGUCACUGGUGGCGAGCAUGGCAUCGGCGCGAUCUCUGCUGCUCCCUGGGGCUCCGCAUCCAUCCUCCCGAUCUCCUGGAUGUACAUCCAGAUGAUGGGUAGCCGCGGCCUCGAGAGGGCGACGGAGCUGGCGAUCUUGAACGCCAACUACAUGAAGGAUCGCCUCAAGAACGAGUUCGAGAUCCUCUUCACGGGCAAGAAUGGACGCGUUGCCCACGAGUUCAUCAUCGAUCUUCGUCCCUUCAAGGCCUCGUGCGGCAUCGACGCCGUCGACAUCGCCAAGAGGUUGUGCGACUACUCCCUCCACGCCCCCACCAUGUCCUGGCCUGUUGCUGGUACUCUCAUGGUGGAGCCAACUGAGUCCGAGAGCAAGUUCGAGAUCGACAGGUUCUGCGACGCCAUGCUGGCCAUCCGCGAGGAGAUCAGGGAGGUGGAGCAGGGCAAGGCAGACCCUGAGAACAACGUGCUCAAGAACGCUCCCCACACCAUGGCUGAAGUUCUCGGAGACAAGUGGGAUCAUCCUUAUAGCCGCGACAAGGCUGCCUAUCCUGUGCCAGCCCUAAGGGAGCGCAAGUUCUGGCCGUCGAUCAAGCGCAUUGACGAUGUUUACGGGGACAAGAAUCUGGUGCUGCGGCUCGCCAAGACUGACCAGGCCAAGGCUGCCAACUGAACGGGGUGUAACAAGUUAUUCUAUCUUAACUGUUGAUAAUAAACGACUCGACUGCGGUA